AUGUAUGGGUAAGCGAAAGAAUAAUGUUGCUCCAAACAUUGCACAAAACUAUGUUGUUGAAAAAGUUCUCGACCGCUACAUAGAUGAAUUAGGGAAGAAGUGGUUCUACUUGAAGUGGAUGGGCUAUCCUGAGGACCAGGCUACUUGGGAGCCGGAACAGAACGCAGAUUGUACCGGACUCAUUAAAGAGUAUGAGCGGAAAUUAUCUAAGAAGAUUCCUAAAAAAUCAUCCGCUACGGUAAAAGAUUCAGAAUGGUCCUUAAAGCAAGCAACUGGUAGUUCCACUAAGAUAGUCUUGAAAAAGAUUAAUCUUGAACAUUUAGAGCAGUGCCCUAAAGCUCCUUCCGACCAGCCAUGUACCAUAAAGUUAAAAUUAAAUGGAGAGUACACUCAAGCAUCAUCCCCUCCCCAGCGUAAAACAAAGAGAAGGAGAUCUUCAGCCAUCGGUGUAGAAGUGGGGACUCCAAAGAAGAAGCGAGCUGGAGGGAGACGAAAGAAGAGCGAGUCUGAGGGGGCUGUGGUCCAUGUAGGACCAACUGAGGAAUACAUGGUAGAGGCAAUACAGGACAAAUGUUUGGACGCUAAUGGCAGGAUCUUAUACUUCAUCAAAUGGAUAGGAUAUGAUAGUAUUUAUAAUACUUGGGAACCUGUCGAGAACUUGAACUGUCCUGAACUUCUGAACGCUUUUAAUGCUGAUAACAAGCACCCCAAAGUCAUUGUGUCUAAGAUAUUAGAUAAGCGAAAGGUUGACGGAAAUAACGAAUAUUUGGUGAAGAUCAGCGGGUGCAGGAAGCAAACUUGGAUGUUUGAAAAUGAGUUGCAGUGCUCUGAUUUAUUGAAAGAAUUCAAUAAAGAGUAUGAUGCACGAAAUUCUAAAGUAUCGUUAGCAGAUAUUGCUGACAACUGUAGUUCUUCUGACUCUGAGUCAGAGCAAGAAGAUGAAAAACCUAAAACCUUAACAUCUGGAAUUAAAGUUAACAGAGACUGUACGACCAGUUCAGACGAGGACACUUUCUCACCCACUGUUCAUAAGAAGGAGCCGUCUUGUAUCAAUGGUGCAAAUUUUAAAACGAAAACUAGAUUUUCAAGCAGCAGUAGUAGUGACGGUGACUUAGAUUUUGAGGAUUUGUUGAAGCGGUACAAUGAAUCUGUUAAGACAGAGAAACCGCUCGAUUCUGCACCUCCCAGCCCUCCCACUCCUGAGGAACUGAUUCCGUCUGGUUCCAUCAAAAAAGAUGAUGAUUCAAAACCUUCAGUUCCUUUAGAAACAAAGCCGUCCGCUCCUUUAGAAACCAUGUCGUCAGCUAUAAAAUAUGAUCUUCCUAUUUCUCCACCCAAAACGAACUUUAACAAACCAGUCGACCUCAGCCCUGUAUCAUCUAGAAACGAUUACGACGAUAAAAGAGAUCCCUUGUCUGAUAUCCCUGCUGCUAAGUUUGACUUACCUCAGUUAAUAAUUCCUAAAGAUAAGAAAGCUUUCCCCAGGAAGUCUCCUUUAAGAGAGCUCGCCGAACCUGUCACUCCCUCACCCCCACCAUCACCUCCUAGACCACGAAGUGUCUCUCCAUCACCACUUACAGUUUACAGCUAUCCUGGCACCUUGACCUCUGACAGGGGUAGAGAUCUAUCCAAGGAUACAGCCAAAACAGAACCUAAGGUUACUAUCCCUUCACCGAAACCAUCUCCAUUGGCUAGCUAUAUGAAGCCCAUGCGAUCUGCUUCAGACGAAUCUGAUUCAGAUGAAUCACUUUCAGAUCUAGAAAGUAAGCUGACUGAAGCAUUGCAAGGGGGAAAUAGUAACCACUCAGAACCCGCUAUAAACCUUGAGACUAAACCUGAAACCAGCUUUACCGGAGUAGAUUUAGGUGCCCUUAUAUUCACUGACGCUGCUAAACCAGGGGAUACGAGUCUGAACAUGUCAGGUUUGUUAGACAGCAUAGUAAGUCAGACUGUUACCAACUCUCUCCAAUCUGCCUUCAUGGACACAUCUGUUACUUACAAGGACCAGAGUCACAGUGAACUGUUUGAAGUGGUAGCUCAACACUCCGGAGCUCUCAACCCUGGAUCUGAUCACAUUAAUGGAGGAGGACUGCCUCCUUCUUCAGAGAAAGAGAUAGAUAAUGUACUCGGUGAUUUGUAUGCCACUGCUUCAAGUACUGAUGUGAAGAAAGAAUUAGGAGCAAGGAGCUAUUUCCCUGAACCACAGAUAGAUAACGAGGAGGAGGAGGAGAUGGAACCGCUAGACCCGCCUUUGAACAGUAUUAUAGGUCAUGAAGUAGACAAAUCUCCUCCUCCACCAGUUAAACUUCCUCCUCCCCCUGUUCCUUCUCCUCUUGAUCCCUUCCAGGACAUGCUCAGCACUUUCUCCAAACCUGCCAGAAAACCAAAGAAAACAGUUCUUUCUGUCCGGACUUUCUCCAAAAAGACUCCCGUCACCACCAAAGUCAAGAAGUCUGUGUCAACUCCUGCGAAUGAUAUUUUUGCUGACAUGGGCACUACAUCAGUGGGUUCAAAACGAAACAUUGCCGCGAACAGUGUUCCUUGUCCUUACUGUUCUCGCAAGUUCAAAGACAAGUCCAAGUUAGAUUUCCACAUGAGUUUCAAGCACCCGCAGAUGCUAGAGCUGGCGUGUGAUAAUUGUGGGGACUUUUUUCAGAGUGCUAUAGAGUAUCAGUGUCAUCAGCUUAGUUGCCCCAAAGGGUAGACCAGUACCAGUACCAGUACCUGUUUGUAUUACUAAUUUCAGUGUUUUAUAUAUUUUAAGUUGGCAGUCAUCGUGCUAUAAUUAUCGUUAGGUAUUUUAUGAAAAUGUACGUCUAAGAGAAGAUACAAUAAAAAAAUUUCAAAAUUUGUAUCUUUAAGAAGCCAAAUGUUACCGGUAUACGAUUGCAUUUAGGAUGAAAACUAUAACUCACCAUCUCACUAGCCUCUAAAUCCUAAUAAACUUGUCAUUUACUUUUCUAAUGUCAUUGAUUUAAGUUUCCACAAAUUUAAGUGCUCAUUAACGGGGUUGUCAUUAAAAUUACACUGGAUUUUUGUUGAUCAUGUGAUCUUGAUGCAUUCAUAGACUGAUAUAUCUUUUUAAUUGCACAUUGAUUGUAAAUAUAAUGAUUGUUUGAAUACUUUG
Messenger RNA from Bolinopsis microptera, 3127 nucleotides. RefSeq names its product EH domain-binding protein 1-like. The transcript has a single exon. The record is from RefSeq and is a predicted model, not a curated record. Gene Ontology annotation, molecular function: chromatin binding. NCBI's taxonomy places the organism in Eukaryota, Metazoa, Ctenophora, Tentaculata, Lobata, Bolinopsidae. The coding region runs from base 5 to 2704 and encodes 899 amino acids. Gene Ontology annotation, biological process: negative regulation of transcription by RNA polymerase II; chromatin organization. Gene Ontology annotation, cellular component: pericentric heterochromatin.